Molecule: messenger RNA, 480 nt
Organism: Oldenlandia corymbosa var. corymbosa
Lineage: Eukaryota; Viridiplantae; Streptophyta; Magnoliopsida; Gentianales; Rubiaceae
Source: the annotation of a GenBank genome assembly
AUGUCGAGGGAGUUUGUCAAACCCUCAACUCCAACCCCUGAAGAAAAGAGAGAGCUUAAACUGUCGUUUCUUGAUCAACUUCAAGGGCUUACUUUUAUUCCUUUUCUUUUCUUCUAUCAAAAUGAGCAGCCUAGAGCUGAGUCAAAAUCCGAAACAACAACAACCACCCUGCGUUUAAAGCAGUCUUUGUCGGAGUGCUUAACCAAGUUCUAUCCCUUAGCAGGCCAGCUCAACCCGGAUGAUCAUCAUGUUUCCGUCAAAUCCAAGCUUGAUGUUUCCCUCUCAGAAGCUGUGCAGAAUCCGUCUCUUGAGAGUUUUGCGCAAUACUUGCCAUUUGAGCCACUUUCCAAUGAUGUUACAUUGUUGGGUAGUUACCCGAAAAAUGAAAUACCCCUAGCGGUACAAAUUGUUAACAGACUCUCUCAAGAUCAAGAUCAAGUCACUUCCGAAAUUGAUGAAUCCGAGUGUGAGGUGCAAUAA